AUGAGCGACUCGGCCACGCCGCCUAUAGUGAACAGGAGCAGCCCCGCGACUGCCGUUGACUUGCCAGCGAAGACACCGCCGAAUCCAUCAACGGCCCCGUCGACGACAGCGUCAUCACCCAAGCCCCUUCGACACACGCCUCCACACAUUGAAAGCACCACUAAGCUCGCGAGAAAUGUUUCGCCCGGCCUGCUGGCACGUAUGAAGUUUCUCAACCAAAUAAACGACAACAACAACAAGAGCGCCGUCGACGUCGGCCGCAUCGAGCAAGAUCGACUGCGCCGGCUCGACGAGUUCCGCAAAGCUCGCAGCCUCGACAUCGAGCGACGCGGCACCGCCUGGAGUGGGAGGCCCGGCCAGGACGGUCUUGGUCUUGCCAGCCAGCGAGCCUCUCCGCUCGUGCCACAGUCGACGGGCGAGAGCGUGCCUGCGCUACUGAUGGAGCCCGACUUUAUGAGCGACCACAGCAGCGUCGUCAGCACGAGCGACAAGGUCCUGCCGUCCGAGUCUGAAGCCGACGUCGAGCUUGACAUGCAAAAGUAUCGCCUGCCGGAUGUCACCAAGCCCGAGAAGGCCCUCACUCAGACCAUGAGCGCGACCGAAACAACUACGGAAAGCGCGACCAACUCCCCAACAACAAUCACCACCACCACCACAAACACCACAAACAUCGCCACCACCACCACCGCCCCAACUACCACUACCAUGGCAGUAGCGACCGAGACGGAACCUGCUGCCGCCCCCACGCCCCCGCCCAAAGACACUCCCCCCCUUCCCCUCCCCUUGCCCAUCGCCGACCUGCUGGACGAGCCUUCCGUGCUCGACGACAACAAUGGCAUCGACAUUGAGUCAUACUUCCAGCGCCGCCACUACCCCCGCGCCGGCUCCAUUUACACCCUCUCCAAGGCCAGCUUCACCAACCAGAUUCAGCAGCUCACGUCUAUGAAGCUGCCACCCACCACCAUCGCGUCCGAAAUCACCGCCCUGCCCUCUGCGACCCUCGCCGGACGUGCACUCCACAAGGCUGCAAACGACAUCCGUCUAUGGAUUACCAAAACCAAAGAGGUCCUCAGCGGCCUCGACGCCGAAGACGACGUUGAAUGGGCUGCCGCUGCCGGAAGAGAAGGACUCGCAGAAGUUGACAUCGCCAUCGGCAAGUUCGAAGGCCUUGUCAACGUCUACAUCUGCGCCAUCGAGGACCUCCAGUCGCGCUCCGACAUCGCGCUCCUGCCCGCCAAGGACCAGACCACGCUCGUCAGCCAGAUGGAAGACAUUGUCAUGAACUGGGGCCAGAUCAAGCAGACCCUCAGGGGCAUCAAGAACCAGGUCGAGGUUGCCAUGGAGUGGGAAGAGCUAUGGAACAACGUCCUGGGCGAAAUCGGUGCUGAAGUUGAGAACCUGAGCCGGCUGGUAUUCGAAAUGGAAGAGCGCCGGCAUCGCGUCAUUUCCGACUCAGUCGCUGAGGCCCCCGAAAAAUUCGACAUCUCCGAGCUCGAGACCAUUGUCGAAGAACUCCCGCGCAAGCAGGCAAUGUUGAACAGCAAGCGGUUUAGUAUGCCGCCUACACUCGCCGUCGUGUCCCCCAUUUCGCCAAUCCCGCAAAUUGAGCAGGAAAACUCGCGACUGCUGGCUCUCUUCGCAAAGUUGCAGCCACUGCGGGCCUCGCUUGACUUCCUCCCCAUGCGACUCAACACCUUCCAGAUGCGCGCGAGGUCCAUCUUUCCCUCCGCCUGCGACGAGCUACUACGCCGAAAAGAACAGCUAGAAGCACAGGAAAAGAAACUCGAAGCCGAAGCAGAUGCACUCAGAGAAGAGCUGGGUGAAGACAAGUGGGUGCACAGCUUCCGUCAAGCUGGCAGCAAGGCUGUUGCCAUGUACGAAUCGUGCAUGAAGAGCAUCCAAAGGCUACAGCAAGCCAUCGACGACAACGAGGAAGAGAAGCUGUCAACGCGCAUCGCCACGUACAAGGACAAGAGCAACCAUUACCCACCCUCCAUGCGACGCGUCCUGGAGUUGAUCGAUAUCGAGAUGAAGCAUAGGUCUACGGUUAAUGGCGAGAUUCUUCGAAUUCAGCAAGAUGUCCGUGCAAAGGUCGAGGAUCUGGAGACGGUGACUGCAAACAUGGAUGCCAUCCUUGCUGACUUUACAGCUUCGCGCAAGCUUCGCGACUCUGUCUCCACUGUGCUCUCGGCUCGCACCGAGGCAUCUUUUGCGCAAUCCAAUCUCGACACACCGGGCACCUCUCCUGCUUCCAGCGUCGUCUUGAGCCGCAACAACAGCGGACACAAGUCUACGUCUACAUCAGCGGCCAAGAAACCUCGUCAAACCAAGAGCACAGCUUCGAAGCCUGCAUUGCCUGCCAAUCGACGGUACUCAAGCGUGCCUCUGAGCACUACUGUCCCUCCUCGCAAGUCUUUGCCAUCAUCAGGACGCUUAGACUUCUCAUCUUCUCGUGCAAUGGCGGGUACUGCAGCUAGCCAAGCACGCGCAAAGACUCCUACAGACAGGCCUGCCCCGAAACCUCGCUGGAACUCUGACACGCACAUGCGAGACACUGUUGUCGGACACAACUUCAAGCCUCUGACUCUGACUACACCUUCGCCAUUCCGAAAGGACAGUGAUCCACCUGAAUUGCGACGCAGCACAGGCAGCCGUUCGUCGAUUCCCGUCAAAAGCCCCUUGGGCCGUUCUUCGGUGGUCUCUUCGCCCCCUUCCGCCCGCUCCUCUGGAUCCACAACUCCAGCACAGCGCCCUGUGCGAUCCUUGGCGAGCCCCAUGCGUUCCCCUGCUACACCUGCAAAGGACAAGUUACCAAUCCGGUCUACCCCUGGGACUUCACCUCAACCAAAGGCAAACACGCCAGCAUCAGACCGUACAACGGCGUCAGGCCGCCAAGUGUCCGUAGCUCCAGAAGAGGUUAACGGCACUAGCAAUGGGAACGGCAACGAGGAAAGUCCCGCAGCACGUCGUGCAUCUCGACCUCCUAGCGCUUCAGCCAAUCGUCGCAGCAGCUUCCUGCACUCAGCGAAACAGCGAACCCCAUCGACCUCCGCCCCGAGGGUUGAAUCGAGCCCUGCUUCUGCCACUGGACGUACGACCAGCAGACAUGCCAAUGCGGGCGAAGGACGAACGAGCGUAGCCGGUGAACGACGCACAUCAAGCCGCAUUAGCGGACGUCAGUCAAGCCAAGGAGAAAGGCCCGGUUGGAGAUAGGCUCUCACAAAACGGACGUUUAUUCUUGAUGCACCCGCAAACAACUGAACGAACACCUUCCACUCAUUUCAUCGAACGACAGCAACAUGACGCAUUCAUGUCAGCGAUAUUCCCAAUAGCGUUUUCAUCACUUCACUUCCACCAUGGAUCCUGGUUUGGUCCUCCACCCGUUCCUUAGUAUUGACUUUAGUGCCGAGUUGCUUUCUUCUUUGUUGGAACGCCUCCCGAUGUAUCAUUGACUAUUCGAUCUCACCUCUGGAUCAUUAUCCUCUGUAUUUGACUUGGCGUUUGAGCGGUUGGGAGAACAGUAUCCUAUACCCCGGUGUUGAUUUGUUUGCUUUUCCGAUACACCUUCUUUCCACCACAUUCUGCCCGUUUGUCAAGCGUCUGCGGGAUCUUUCAGCGCCGUUUUUUUUUCAAUUUUCUGAGCAUGUUCGAGGAAGCAGUCAACAGUUUGGUAGAUACUUUAACUAGAUUGGUACGCAUAGGUGGAGAGUUUGAGGAAAGGGCUAACACUAUGCACGCAUGGCGUUGGUAGUAGUUAGAAUUGAUACCAUAUUUGAA
Pyrenophora tritici-repentis Pt-1C-BFP is the source of this 3777-nucleotide messenger RNA. RefSeq lists its product as uncharacterized. Gene Ontology annotation, cellular component: cell cortex; mating projection tip; spindle pole body. Lineage: Eukaryota; Fungi; Ascomycota; Dothideomycetes; Pleosporales; Pleosporaceae. Gene Ontology annotation, biological process: nuclear migration along microtubule; mitotic spindle orientation checkpoint signaling; establishment of spindle localization. The record is from RefSeq and is a predicted model, not a curated record.